Daphnia carinata is the source of this 3032-nucleotide messenger RNA. Its product is annotated as BTB/POZ domain-containing protein KCTD3-like. The transcript has 13 exons. Gene Ontology annotation, molecular function: protein binding. The coding region runs from base 154 to 2325 and encodes 723 amino acids. Gene Ontology annotation, biological process: protein homooligomerization. Lineage: Eukaryota; Metazoa; Arthropoda; Branchiopoda; Diplostraca; Daphniidae. The record is from RefSeq and is a predicted model, not a curated record.
AAGGAAAACAACAGAUCCAUUUGUCGGCUUUUGACAGUUAGCUUUUCUGAAUUCCGGCUGCAAAUUAAUUUGCUGCCACUGUUUUACUGUUUUGUUUCCCAUGUAAAAUUACCAGUGUUUUAAAACACAUAAGCAUCCAGCUUUUUUCACAAAAUGAAUGAUAAUCAAUUUGGCGAGAUCAUAAAUCUGAAUGUCGGUGGAACUCGUUUCAGUACAUCUCGCCAAACUUUAACGUGGAUCCCAGAUACCUUCUUUACAUCCCUUUUGAGUGGCAGGAUCAACACCCUCGUGGAUGAUCAGGGAUCCAUUUUUGUAGACAGAGACCCUACAUUAUUCACACAUGUGUUAAACUACCUUCGUACCAAAGAAAUUCAUCUUCCUGAAACUGAUAGUGGAAUCAGAGGACUUGUGCAUGAGGCAGAAUUCUAUGGAAUCACUCCUCUCACUCAACAACUAAAACUAGUUCAAGAACUGGAUCACUCAUCCUGUGGCAAUGUUCUUUACUAUGGAUGCCUUAAUCCACCCAGUGUUCCAUUUCCAGAUGCAAGAUCUAAUAGAGGUGGGGAAGCUAGCAUUGCAAGUGAAAGCAUGCAACAACAGGCAAAUUACACAUCAAGACAGUCUGUGUUAGAUCUCAGAGCGCUGGUGCCCCCGCGAGGCACCAGUAGUUCAAGAAAUGGUCACAUUGUCAUGAACAGGACCCAUUCUCGGUCUUCUUCUCUGGAUCUACGAUGGAACUCUUUACGAAGACAAGAGGCAGGAGCAGCAGCCGGGAGUCACAAUCAAUUGGCUGCAUGGUUUGGAGGUUUACACGUUCGAUCAUCCAUCGAUCCUCUGCGAGUGAAUCUCAUCAAAGCCCACCAUAACUGGAUCUUGAUUGCCUAUGCUCACAUGAUAACUUGUCACAAAUUCAAAGACGCUGGUGGGUGGCAUCUCGUAUUUACCAGUCCUUGGAUGGAGAAUCAAAUUGACCGCGUAGCUCUAAACGCACGGAUGACAAGUAGCGGGGGUCAAAAUCAGACCCCAAAUCCUUCAUCUGAAACUAAAAUGGUCGCUUUGGCGUCAGGCACCACAAUUCGACUGUGGGCGGUCACAGAUGAUGGCCAGCGCAAUGACAUAGGAACGUUCAACAUGCAUGUCUCGAUAGAAUCUCUGUUUUUCAUCGGUAGCCAACUAGUAGCUCUUUCACGUCCACCGGUUGGAAAAAUUGGAGUAUGGCACUCGAUGACUCAACAUUGGCAAAUCCAAGACGUCACUCCGGUGUCUUCUUAUGACACUGCUGGUUCUUUACUUCUUCUAGGAUGUAGUAACGGAUCCAUAUGUUACAUUGAUAUGCAAAAAUUUCCUUUGAGAAUGAAGGAUAAUGAUCUUUUAGUCACGGAACUGUAUCGAAAUCCAACACCUGAGGCCAUCACUUCUAUCUCAGUUUAUCUGACUCCUAAAACAAAUCACACAGGCAUGUGCGGAAAUUGGAUAGAGAUCGCCUAUGGGACCAGUUCAGGGGCAGUAAGAGUAAUUGUGCAACAUCCCGAAACAGUUGGUCAUGGUCCGCAGCUCUUUCAGACGUUCACUGUCCAUCGCUCACCUGUCAAUAAAGUGAGGCUUUCUGAAAAGUAUCUAGUCUCCGUCUGUAGCGAGUACAAUCACGUACGUACCUGGAGCGUCACGCGCUUCAGGGGGAUGAUAUCCACUCAACCUGGCUCUACACCAGUCUCAUCCUUCAAAGUUUUAUCGCUGGAUGAGUACGACGGUUAUUCGAAUGGCCCUAGUCCUUCACGGAGCGAUUGCGGGCCGUACGGAGAGCAAGAUGACGAACAACUCUUUGUUCAACAAAUUGUGCCGGACAGUGAUGAACUCUACGUUCGUUUGGCGUCGACGGGAAAGCGGGUUUGCGUAAUCAAAUCCGUCGAUGGUACAAUCAUCACGUCCUUUUGCGUGCACGAAUGUGAAGGAUCUAGCCGAAUGGGAUCGCGUCCUCGUCGAGUUCUUUUCACCGGCCAUUCAAAUGGCGUGGUCCAAAUAUGGGAUUUAAGCACGGCACUUGACCUCUCUAACCGCGGAGAUCCACCCCAAGUAGGUGGUCCUACACCCGCUGAAUUGGUCCGUGCUCUGGAACAGUGUGAAGUGGUUGCCUCACGUGGAUCCACCCCUGCCCCUACUCCCAAUCCCGGUCUAUCAGCUGCCUAUCUUCACGGCCACUCAAGAAUUAAGGCAGCCAAUGUACCUCUUCUUCUACAACUACAACGUCCCAACAACGAUGCUACCCAUCACGAUGACACUGAAGCGGAUUGCCGUCUGGCCCCCUCUGGUGAUGGUGACCAUUAAUACUGGGCUAUGUGCACGUUGUACUCUGUAAGUAAACUUUCCUUAAGAACCGAGUCCGGUACUUAUGCGUCGAAAUCCCUUGAUCUGGUACGGAUGUAUCUCAUAGAUCUUUGAGUCACAAAUGUUUGGGAUAUGAAGGUACAAGUAGAAUCAAUGCCCUUCUCGUGUUAUUUUAGGAAAGCAAACGGUCACGUAUUUUUUACUAGUAGCACUCCAUAUUGCAACUCCUGUGCCUAUUUCUCCAUUUCGACGCUUGACCUAUCGCAGACUUUUAGAUAAGCCACUUUAUCGAUUAAUGUAUGCGUUGUAUUACUGUAGGGGCCGUUCUAGCGCAAUUCUGACAUUCUGGCGUCUUGCGUUUUUCAUAUCCCCUACCCCAUACAUGAUUAAAUCUCGUAUUAAUAACACCUUGCACCAUAUCCACGGAAAGGGCUAAUUGGUUUAUCAUGUUGCCAUCGCUGGUGAUCGUGCGCUUCUAAAACAAUGUUUUCAGCCACCGAAUGCACGUCUUUGUCUUCCAAAUUAAAGUUACGUUUAUUCCGCUGAAGCGUUUUUUAUUUUUUUUCCCUCUUGCGUUGUUGUCAUACGUUUGCAGCAAACGCUCGGCGAUCGCCAUUUUAAAAACUAUCUCUUGCUUGUUUUGUUUUUUGUCUGUUUCUUGCGAUACAGAAUGAUCUUUAUAAACACCUUAAAAGGUUACCGAGAUA